Molecule: messenger RNA, 912 nt
Organism: Cryptomeria japonica (Japanese cedar)
Lineage: Eukaryota; Viridiplantae; Streptophyta; Pinopsida; Cupressales; Cupressaceae
Product: BAHD acyltransferase DCR-like
Exons: 5
Coding region: 1-912 (303 amino acids)
Source: RefSeq, a predicted model, not a curated record
AUGCUAGAGGUUCUGGAUGGUGCGCAGAGCAAGCUAUAUAGAGCUGUUAUAUUAUCUUUCAUCGAUCUGUUUCAGCAGCCCCCAACAAAAGUUCCUUGCCUUUAUCUGCAUUUUGUUCAACUGAGGUCUCGUCUAUCAAAUCCCCACUGCCGACUUUCCACUGCCGACUUUUCCUCUCAAGUAGAACAUCUUGCCGAAACACUUUCCCGGAUGCUCGUAAAAUUUUAUCCCCUCGCCGGCCGGUUAAUGACUAGUCCUGUUGAUGGAGGAGUUUACAUCCUCUGCAAUGACGCAGGCGUAGAUUUCGUCGAAGCCACCGCAGGCGACCUCAGCGUUGCAGAUCUCACCACACAAGACAUUACGCCAGCUAUAACUCAGCUGAAAGACAGAGUGGCCAUGUGUUGCAUGGUCAACCACGCAGUAGUCGACGUGACUUCCUUCUGGCAUUUCUUCAACUCAUGGGCCCACCUCUGUAGAACAAACGACACUGAAAUCCCCAUUAAUCCCAUCCAUGAUCGUCGUCUGCUAGACUUUGGCACUAUGCGGUCACUCGUAGUGGUCACACGGGCUCGUGGGCUCAGCCCGGAGGAGCCCACGGUUUUUAUUGUGGUCAUUAAUUGUCGUCAUACGGACGAAGCUAUCAGGGAAAAGAUUGAUAAGUGGCGUAAGGAGCCCGUUAUGGCUGCAUUUGAUAUUCUUCCGAAAAACUGUUUGUUGUUGGGGAGCUCUCCGCAGUUCGCGAUAUAUGAGAAUGAUUUUGGGUGGGGACGACCUGUAGGAAUUGCGAGUGGAGGGAACAAAGAGUUUGAUGGGAUGGUGUCUGCUCAUCCCAGUAGAGAAGGUGACGGAGGUGUGGAUUUAGAGAUUUGCCUUCCUCCACCCAUCAUGAGCGCUUUUGCUUUUGGAAACUGA